GCAAAAAAAUGCAUUUCAUUCCUGUUCCCUUCAAACAAUGCCUAAUUGGGUUUUCUAAAGAUUUGGUUUUGGAGAAGAAAACUCUCGAGCCUUCUUCCCCUGGGUUGUCCUUGAUUUGACACAUUUUAUAACCACAAGGGAGCAGUCUUUCUUUUGAUGAGGUCUUCCCUCCACCUCCCCAGAAAUGAAAGAGCAAGUGUAAGUUUGCAAACAAUCUAAAAGCCCUUUCCAUUAGCGCUGGACGCCGGAAACCACAAAGGGCAGUUCAAGUUUUGAUUUUCAAGGAGAAAGCCUCUGGUAAACUUUCGCUCAGCCGCCAGGAGGUCUGUUGGUUCCUGGGAGGAGCUCCUCUGAAUCCUUGAAGAUUCCUGUGCUCUUGAAGACCCAGAUCAGUGGAUUACAGUAAUUGUAAACCUUAGGUGGCGUCGGAAGAUUACUCUGUUUGGUGUGCGCUCACAUUUCCAGGCUAGGGGACGGAGCGGAGGAACCCCUUUUGUUAUUUUUUGAAAGAAGAAGAUCAGAGAGGAAGACGGGGUUUUGAAGUGUGGAUUAGCGCUCCUCAAUCUUCGCCUAGCACCUCCGUCUGGAACUUUAUAAAGAGAUCGAGGAGUGCAGUGAAUUUACGAAAUCAUGCAAAGUUUCCUUGAAGCCUGUUCUGGAACGUAGCUUCUGGACCAGAAACUUCUCCCAAAACAGACCUUCUGCGCCAGGCAGUCUGAAUGGACCGUCUUCUCAGCUUUGAAGAUUUGCAACCUUAUUCUCUGUUGACAGACUAACUUCUUGGGUGAUCUGUUGGCUUGGCGGCGAAGGAUGGAGAAACGGAAACCAGCCGGACUGCUGACCUUGCCGUACCACCUCCACCCGGUGCCCCUGAGCCUGCCAGGGACCCUGUCCCGCCUCCCUCUGAGGGACCCUUUCAGGGUCCCCUUGCAUGUGGAUGACGCGUGCUGCGCCCGGAGACGACCCUACCUGCCCCUGCCGCUGGACGGCGCCUUCGAGCCCGCCUUUCUCCGCAAGCGCAACGAGCGCGAGCGGCAACGCGUGCGCUGCGUGAAUGAAGGGUACGCGCGCCUCCGAGACCACCUGCCGCGGGAGCUGGCCGGCAAGCGCCUCAGCAAGGUGGAGACACUCCGCGCCGCCAUCGGCUACAUCAAGCACCUCCAGGAGUUGCUGGAGCUCCAUGCGCAGGGGCAGGAGGCCCCAGCCGGCCCUCCGCGCAGGCCCGAAUGCAACAGCGACGGCGAGUCCAAGGCCUCCUCGGUGCCGUCGCCCUGCAGCGAGCCCGAGGAAGGGGGCAGGUAGCGAGCACCGGCACCCCCGCCGGGUCCCGGGCGCCCGUUGCACUGCGCGCCUUUGCAGCCUGGUCUAAGGGUCUCUCUGAAGGUGGUUGCAUUUUUAAUCUGGUUGUUCCUCCAGGGGGGAAAAAUCGUAGGAAAAAGAAAUUAGUACUUUAAGGGGAAAAUGAUAUUCUGACAUUCUGGUUGGAUUUUUUCCAUUUUAUUGGCUGUGUGCCUGCAAUUUAAAGGUGCUUAUUCAGGAAACUCUUCUGUACUUCUCCAAUGCAAACUGCACCAGAUUCGGAGCACCUCAUUCUAAAAACUCAAAGGGCAGUGACAGUGGGAAUUUCCCGCCGUCAUUGGUGCGUAACUAAUGUACAUAAAUACUGAAAUAAACCCAACCUUAACCGAAGAAGAACUUUCCAAAAAUAAAUAAGUAAAUGGCAGUUGUUAAGAUGA
Messenger RNA from Phyllostomus discolor (pale spear-nosed bat), 1736 nucleotides. It is a transcript of the gene ASCL4, whose product is annotated as achaete-scute family bHLH transcription factor 4. The transcript has a single exon. The coding region runs from base 811 to 1302 and encodes 163 amino acids. Gene Ontology annotation, molecular function: RNA polymerase II transcription regulatory region sequence-specific DNA binding; DNA-binding transcription factor activity, RNA polymerase II-specific; protein dimerization activity. NCBI's taxonomy places the organism in Eukaryota, Metazoa, Chordata, Mammalia, Chiroptera, Phyllostomidae. The record is from RefSeq and is a predicted model, not a curated record. Gene Ontology annotation, biological process: developmental process; regulation of transcription by RNA polymerase II.